Xylaria bambusicola is the source of this 1609-nucleotide messenger RNA. RefSeq names its product Phosphoenolpyruvate/pyruvate domain-containing protein. Gene Ontology annotation, molecular function: catalytic activity. Bases 485 to 1252 code for a protein of 255 amino acids. NCBI's taxonomy places the organism in Eukaryota, Fungi, Ascomycota, Sordariomycetes, Xylariales, Xylariaceae. The transcript has a single exon. The record is from RefSeq and is a predicted model, not a curated record.
GCUAAAAUGAACGAGGAACGAAGUGCAAUUAGUCAGGACAGUCCCAAGUCGUAUUUGUGCCAAGAGCGGGAUUUGCAGGGUGGCGAGCAUCAUGAAUUCAAGAUAGAGACUGUGACGAAGGCUAAACUGCCUUACUUGUCAUGAUCAAUUGAAAAUGUUUUCGGUAGCAUUUUUGCAGCUACUCUAGCAUGCAAUGCUACCAAAUUCGAAUCCAGAUGCCGUCAAGGAGAGGGCGUACAUAUCCCAUGCACUGACAAAGCAUACGAAGCGUACCCUGGCUUCCAUAAUCAACGACCACUUCCACGGAAGUUGGGAGGCAAGGAACAUCCGCGCGACAAAGUAUAUAGAAUGAGGUCGGCCAGACAAGAAAAGCAGAAAGGCAGGUUAAAGUUGUUAUUAUCACAGUCGUCUAUCACCUAUAAUACUUCCAUUUAGAUAUCAUUCAGGCACUGCAUCAAGAUUAUCAUCAAAUCACACAUUCACGAUGGCGACACAGAACGCAGCUGCUAAAGCUUUCAAGGCUCUUCACCAACGGCCUAACAAGCCCCUUGCCCUCGCAAACGUCUGGGACAUCAUCAGCGCACGCGCCGUCGCCGAGCUAGAAUCAACAGAAGCCCUCGCAACAGCCAGCUUUUCAGUGGCGCGCACAGCAGGGCUCGAAGACGAGCAGUUGACUCUAAACAUCAACGUGGCCGCCGUCAAGGGCAUCGCGAAAGUAGCAGCGGAAUUCAACAAACCUCUGAGCGUCGACAUUCAAGACGCAUAUGGUCCCGAGCUAGAGAAAGCCAUCAACGCUCUCAUAGACCUUGGCGUUGCCGCCAUCAACUUAGAAGACUGUGAGCUGGCGACAGGAGAGCUGUAUACUCCCGCCGAGGCUGCAUCGCGCAUUGAGCGUGUCCUCGAAGUGGCCAAGGAGAGAGGCGUGCCGGACUUCGUCGUCAAUGCGCGCUGCGAUGCCCUGGUGAAGGGCCACAGUAUCCUAGACGCCGUAGUGCGUGGGAAGAGGUAUCUAGCCGCAGGCGCAACCACAGUCUUCGUCUGGGGAGGCAAACGGGGCGUCACAAGGAGUGAGGUCGACCGAAUGGUCAGUGAGUUUGACGGGCGCUUGGCUGUACUGGCUGUGCCGCCGCCUGCCGGGCUCAGUGUCAAGGAGCUAGCUGAUAUUGGUGUCGCGAGGUACAGCGUUGGCCCGUCGGUCAUGUUUGCUGCCAUCCAGACCAUGCAGGACGAGGCGAAGAAGCUGUUGGGCUGAAUGUAAAGUAAGACGUGCCGAGCAUCUAUCUUGUCAAUGCGGGUAUGAUUCAGGAUGCUCAUUUGUGCGGGACUAAAUGAUGGGUAGCUUAAUACCCAUACCUAUUAUUCACAGCCAAUCGUGAUUCUCGGUGACAUGAUGUCUCUCUCCGCUGAAAAGCGAAAAAGGCUGUCUACAGAAAAAGCAAAAGGAAACAUGCAGAUGUUAGGACUCACGUAAGACGCCACGUACCGGAGCAGUGGUCGGCCAAUGCUUCCUAUUUAGCCACCAAUUCUUCAUUCCGCCAUCUUCCAACGAGGGGAUUUAUCCUGUCGGUAUCCCUAAAUUUCCGAACAUUGCAAACACAAUCAUCAAAAU